Messenger RNA from Sorex fumeus (smoky shrew), 2492 nucleotides. RefSeq names its product APC membrane recruitment protein 3 (gene AMER3). Bases 114 to 2492 code for a protein of 792 amino acids. Gene Ontology annotation, molecular function: beta-catenin binding; phosphatidylinositol-4,5-bisphosphate binding. NCBI's taxonomy places the organism in Eukaryota, Metazoa, Chordata, Mammalia, Eulipotyphla, Soricidae. Gene Ontology annotation, biological process: regulation of canonical Wnt signaling pathway. Gene Ontology annotation, cellular component: plasma membrane. The record is from RefSeq and is a predicted model, not a curated record. The transcript is spliced from 2 exons.
UCCGUCCACAGCCCCGGCGGUGGCCAGCGAGUCCACAUUUCUGCUCCUCCCCCGAGACUGCGGCAGGACACAGCACCAGCAGCGGCGGGCCACUGCUGGGGACUUUCAGAAGCAUGGAGUUGAGAAGAGGAAAGACCUUCAUCAAAUCCAGCUUGCAGAUUUCCCAUGAAAAGCCUCUGGAGCCCACAGCCCCUGCUCCGACGAGGGAGGAGGCAGGUCCACAGUCAGCCUCGUCAGGAGGGCAGCCGUGGCCCCCUGGUGACAGGUGCUCCCAGGUCAGCCCUAGCAUGCAAGGACACGAAAGAUAUGCCAACAAAGGCGUGCAGCCAGACCCGGAUGCGGGAACUGCUUUCAGACUAGUGCGCAAGAGCAAAACACAUGACAACGUGUCGGGGGCUGCAGGGCAGCUGGUGGGCAGUGCCAGCUUCUCAGAGCCUUCGGGCACCCACCGCAUGAUUGACUACCGCCACUUUGUGCCCCAGAUGCCCUUUGUGCCAGCCGUUGCCAAGAGCAUCCCGAGGAAGAGAAUCUCCCUGAAAGGACCCAAGAAGUGCUUUCGGAACUUGUUCCACAUCCGUAGGAACAAGACUGAGAACUUGGCUUCCCUGGAGACAAAGGGGAAGAGCUUGUUCUCCAAGGGCUCGUUGGAAAGUGGCGUGCAGCAGGGCAAGGCCCUGUUCUCCCUGGGCGAGGGGCUGGGGCUGGAGGGUCAGUCUCAGGACCUGUUUGACUUGGAGCUCCUGCCUGAGGCCUCCUUUGACCUCUGCAGGGCCUUGUGUGAAGAUGUGGCCUCGCUCAAGAGCUUCGACUCCCUCACGGGCUGUGGGGAAAUCUUCGCCGAUGAGAGCUCAGCGCCGUGCCUCGAGCUGAACGAGGGUCCCGGGAGUCUGGCUCCAGCAUCGCAGGUCUCAGAGGGCAAAGCGCCCCGAAGCCCCUUCCAGGGCGGCGUGGAGCAGCUGGCGUCGCCGGCUCAGAAUGAGGCGUCUGACUUUGCCAAGUUCUGGGACAGUGUCAAUCACUCAGUGAGGAAACAGCAGCGGGCCUUGGCGGGACCGUGGCUGGGAGAAUCCCCGGAGGCAGACACAGAUCACUCCAGGCUGGACACAGCUGGGCUUGCCGAACUCCCCCUGUACCCCUGCAGGGACCCCCACAGCAACUCCAAAGCCAGUUCCAUAGACACAGGCACCCCCAAGAGUGAGCAGCCAGAGUCUCUGUCCACAAGUGACGAGGGCUACUACGACUCCUUCUCCCCGGGCCUCGAGGAGGAGAAGAAGGAGACCCUGAGCCCGGCGACGCCAUCGGCGUCUUUCCCCCGGGACAGCUACAGUGGCGAUGCCCUCUACGAGCUUUUCUGUGACCCCAGCCAGGGGCCUGAUGACCCCAGCCUAGACAAUGACCUGUGUGUGUCUGAGAGCCUCUCAGGGCCCGCCCAUGGGACACCACUGUCCAUGUGCAGCUUCCACAUGGGGGCAGAGGAGAACCUAGCCCCAGCACCGGGCCCAGACCUGCUCAGCCAAGGCUUCCUGCAGAGUUCCUGGAAAGGCAAGGAGUGUCUGCUGAAGCUCUGUGACACGGAGCUCGCCAUCACCAUGGGCAUCAUCAACUGGCUGCGUCGUGGCCCUGAGCUUCAUGCCCCAGCUACCCCCACAUCCGGGGAGCCUGCAGGUGCAUUUGAAGGAGCAGCAGCAAAGCUGGGCACUGGCUCUGAGCAGACCACUCAGGGGCCUGGGAAGCUGGAGGGCCAGGGGGCCUGGGCCACUGGUGCAGGCAGGAGUCCUACAGGCUCAGCUGCCGGCACACAGCGAUUGUGGGCACAGUCGGGUCCCCAAAACCUGCUUGUGAGGGAGAGUGAGGGCCCGGGGAAAGUCAAGAAGGGAACCAGAUCUCUCUCCAGGGACCUCUCUCCUGAGCAUAUGCAGGUGUCUGAAGGAGCAGGGACAUUGGGGGGCCCUAAAGGCUCUUUCUCAUCUGUGGACUCUGCCGCUCCAGAGAAAACAGACACUUUGAGCAAAAACAGGGCUCCCAAGCCUUCGGCGUGGCCCAGCUCCCUAGGGUGUCUUCAAGGUCUCUGGGGACCAGGGCUUAGGGGAAGUGACCUGGACACAGAGCCUAGCUUGACAGGCUGUGUAGCCCAGGUGGCUGCCCUCCAGAUUCAUGAGGCCUGCCAGACCCAUGGCGCACAGCCCCCGAGACAGGACACAGGCGUGACCCGCUUUGGGCAGACUCAGGCCAGGAGCCCUGACACUCUGCAACAGAAACAGCCGAACGGCUUCCCUGGUGUGGCUGCCCUCCGUGGCCUGCCCUCCCUUUUCAGCCCGCUCCACGGCCCACAGAACCAAAGCUGCCCAGGCUACAUCCUGAACUUGAGCCAGCUCAGAGUAGAACCCACUAGACUAGAUGCUCAGUUCCAUGCCUCCGUGGAGGACCCACCCCUGUGGCUCAGCCUGAGAGCCAUUGAGCAGGCAGCCCACAGGGGACAUCUGGACUCUUAG